AUGGAACUAAAUCAAUCCACCAAUUACGAGGAUGAGGACUACUAUGAGCUGGGCACGUUGCCCGAGAUCAACCCCAACGCCCAGCCGUGCCUUCCCACCGAAGUGAGCGCCUUCGCUCGCUAUUUUGUGCCCGCGUUCUUCUCCUUGGUGUUCGUGGUGGGGCUGCUGGGCAACAGCUUGGUGCUGGCUAUCUUGGGUCAAAGUCACCGGUCCUGGCGCUUUGCUGACCACUACCUCUUCCAGCUGGCGGUGGCCGAUUUCCUUCUGGUCUUAACCCUCCCUUUCCAAGCUGCCUAUUUUAUCCACGGCUGGACCUUUGGAGAAUUCCUUUGCAAGCUGACCGAGGCGCUCUCCACCAUGAACGUGGUCACCAACAUCCUUCUCCUGACCUACAUCAGCAUUGAGCGCUACUUCGUGGUGGUCCGGGGGACAUCACCACGCUUCUUCUUGAAGCGUUCUCACAUCUACCUCACUUCGGCCUCUUUCUGGGGCAUGGGCAUCGCGUUCGCCAUUGUGGAUCUCCACUUCCGGACGGUCAGCUACGUCCCGGAAGCCAUGACUCUCGUCUGCCAGUUGGGCUUUGAGGUCCAGGAUGCCAACUCCUGGAAACUGGGGCUACAAGCGAUCUUCUUCCUUCUAGGUUUUUGGUGGCCUGUCCAAGCAAUGGUCUACUGCUACAGUCAGAUUUUCACCAAGCUGCACCAGGCUGGACUUCUGAGCAAGCAUUUGCCUCUCCGUCUCCUGCUGGUCAUCUGGAUCACCUUCAUCGCCUGUUGGUGCCCUUUUCAUUGCUUGAUCCUGGUGGACAUCUUUCAACGUCUGGGCCAUUUGAAGCGGCACUGUGAGUGGGAGAAGGUGUUGGAUUCCGGACUCCUGAUCACCAGGAGUUUAGCCCUCACCCACUGCUGCCUCAAUCCCUUGGUCUACGCUUUUGGAGGGGUGAAGUUCCAGAGGGAAUUUUCCAGAAUCUUCUGUAGGAGAAGCAGAGCCAGGCGCCAUUCGGACAGUGAGGACAUUAGCCAAAUUACUGACUGCAGCACCGAUCAUGGCCUGGAUUAUUCGAUCAUGAUGUGA
Molecule: messenger RNA, 1074 nt
Organism: Protobothrops mucrosquamatus (brown spotted pit viper)
Lineage: Eukaryota; Metazoa; Chordata; Lepidosauria; Squamata; Viperidae
Product: C-X-C chemokine receptor type 3-2-like
Exons: 2
Coding region: 1-1074 (357 amino acids)
Biological process (GO): G protein-coupled receptor signaling pathway; chemotaxis; immune response
Cellular component (GO): membrane
Molecular function (GO): chemokine receptor activity
Source: RefSeq, a predicted model, not a curated record